Molecule: messenger RNA, 1878 nt
Organism: Trichoderma asperellum CBS 433.97
Lineage: Eukaryota; Fungi; Ascomycota; Sordariomycetes; Hypocreales; Hypocreaceae
Biological process (GO): L-arabinose metabolic process
Molecular function (GO): alpha-L-arabinofuranosidase activity
Source: RefSeq, a predicted model, not a curated record
AUGCUCUACAAAGCGUCUAGACUAUUAGCCUUGCUGGGACUUGCAUCCAUAGCCCACGCUGUAACCCUUACCGUAUCCACUGCGCAAGGCAAUGCAACUAGUCCUAUCUUGUACGGCCUUCUCUAUGAGGAUGUCUAUCACUCUGGCGAUGGGGGUCUGUACUCAGAACUGAUACAGAAUCGCGCCUUUCAAGGCACUUCUGUAUUCAAUAACCAGGGCCCGUAUCAGACUCUUCAGUAUUGGCACACAAGAGGGUCUGAUACUCUAACUCUCGACAAUGAAGCACCAUUGUUAAGUAGCGCUCUUCCUUGGCAGAUGCGCGUGGAUGUCGCCAAGGGGACAACUGGCGCAACCGGUUUUUGGAACGAGGGAUAUGCAGGCAUGAAUAUAACAACCGCCACACGCUAUGCUGCUAGUUUCUACCUCCGUGGCAACUACAACGGAGAAAUAUUGGCCGCUUUCUGGAGCAAUACGACGAACUCCAUGCUUGGUAGCACUACCUUUCAAGUUGACCAAACAGAGGCCAAUGGCUGGGUGCCUUAUGCACAAACCUUUACCACGCAAUUUUCCGCACCCGAUCAGAAAAAUACCUUCCACCUUACUUUCGAUGGUGCUAGCACGACGGGCCAAAGCCUGCGUUUCCAAAUGAUUAGCGUAUUUCAGCAGACGUUCAAGAAUUCCAACAACGGACUCCGGAUGGACCUUGCCGAAGCCCUCGUUGAACUAGGUGGUAAAUUUCUCCGCCUCCCAGGGGGGAACAACCUCGAAGGAAUUGCUUCUCCGUAUAGAUGGAAGUGGAACGAAACCAUUGGUCCAAUUAUCAACCGCCCUGGACGUCCGGGAACAUGGGGCUACGUCAAUACCGACGGCCUCGGACUUUUAGAAAUGAUGCAGUGGUGCAUUGACAUGAAUCUCGAACCAAUAUUAGCUAUUUGGGGCGGGCUGUAUCUUGAUGGAGAGAUCAUCUCCGAAGCAGAUUUAGGACCAUAUGUCGACGAUGUUCUCAACGAGCUAGAGUUUCUAUUAGGUCCAUCAACGUCACCUUGGGGCAGCGUUAGAGCUUCGUUGGGUUACCCAAAUCCUUUUACAAUCAACUACAUCGAAAUUGGCAACGAAGAUUUCCUCAACGGCGGUAUUCCUAGCUAUGUCGGCUAUCGCUUCAAUGCUUUCCACGACGCUAUCAAAAACGUGUACCCAAAUAUGAAGAUUAUUUCGUCCAUCUGGUCCGGAUAUUUUACUAACCCCUCAAUGCCUGCCGGCGUCAUUCAGGAUCUCCAUGAUUACCUCUCGGUAGAUGAUAUGGUUAGCAAGUUUGGGGGCUACGACCAUGCCCCUCGCAACCAGCCUGUCCUGGUGGGUGAGUACGCGGCCAUCUAUGACGCCGAUCACGUUAACCCAAACCAGCUGGACAACCCAACAUUGCAAUCGGCAACAUCCGAGGCUAUUUAUUUUCUAGGCUUGGAGAGGAAUUCGGAUGUCAUUGUUGGAAUUUGCCAUGGCGCACUAAUCAAGAGUCUGCACGACGAGCCAGACAACGUCGCCAUGAUAAAACACACUCCUAACGCUCUUGUCCGAUCCAUGAGUUACUACGUAUCUAAACUCUUCUUCACCAACGUUGGCACAGAGACUGCCGCAGUCUCUGGGAAUGUGGGAUAUGGGCCUCUAUACUGGUCUGCGACGAAGAAUAAUGCGGGAACGUACUUCGUUAAGAUUGUCAACUAUGAUGGUGCAGCUUCUACACCAAUCACAGUGAUAAUUCCCGGGAAGACGGGCGUCGCAACUUUGAAAACUGUAACUGCUCCAGAUAAAUACAGCACCAAUGCUCUUGGAAACACACAGAGUGUCUGGACCGAGACGCAGAUAGUUAAUAUAAGGUAG